This is a messenger RNA of Archocentrus centrarchus (flier cichlid), 1907 nucleotides long. RefSeq names its product Yip1 domain family, member 2 (gene yipf2). Gene Ontology annotation, molecular function: small GTPase binding. Lineage: Eukaryota; Metazoa; Chordata; Actinopteri; Cichliformes; Cichlidae. Gene Ontology annotation, biological process: vesicle-mediated transport. The record is from RefSeq and is a predicted model, not a curated record. The coding region runs from base 265 to 1179 and encodes 304 amino acids. Gene Ontology annotation, cellular component: membrane; Golgi apparatus. The transcript is spliced from 9 exons.
GUUGUGUUAACUCGUUUGCCUGUGACAGCAGCAGCAGGGUGUUAGGCUGUUAGAGACAGGCGUUAGCGUUGCAGUGUUAUUUAUUUCUGUCAGUUUAUUAAACGAGCACGGGCGUUGCUGAAACAUAUUAGCGUUCGCUUUAUUAAACAUUUAAGUGUUAGCUGGUCGUAGCUUCAGCUGAGGCCCUUUAGCAUCGUCACUUACAUCCUGCUGAGUAGCAAAGACAGCUGUUAAACCUCUGAAGUUACUGGCUGUCCUGAAGGGAUGGCUACUCCAGACAACCUACAGUUCCAAGAGUUUGAGGAAGCAGCAGAGCUGCUGUCUGCAGACCCCGGGGCCUCCACACUCAGUUUGUCGGCCUCAAACACCCCCAGCACAACAGCAUCAGCAGGAGAAGAUGUGAAGCUAGACCUAUCAGAGGACGAGGAGGGUCAGGAAGAGAGUUCAGAGCUGUUAGGAGGGCAGAAACCAAGUGCUGGCUUCUGGACCUUUGAGUACUAUCAGUCUUUCUUCAAUGUGGACACAGUGCAGGUGCUGGACAGAGUUAAGGGGUCAGUGAUGCCACUGCCUGGAAGAAACUUCAUCAAGCACUACCUUAGGAGUAACCCAGAUCUGUAUGGUCCCUUCUGGAUUUGUGUCACACUGGUGUUCUCUGUAGCGAUCAGUGGGAACCUGUCCACCUUCCUCAGUGAGAUGGGGAACCCCACCUUCCACUACAGACCACAGUUUCAUAAAGUGACGAUUGCUGCAGUAGUGAUCUUCAUGUAUGCCUGGCUGGUGCCGAUCGGGUUGUGGGGUUUUUUGACCUGGAGGCAAGGGGCUGAGAGGCAAACUGGAGGCUAUUCAUUCCUGGAGACUGUCUGUGUCUACGGCUACUCGCUGUUUAUCUAUAUCCCCACCUCUGUUUUGUGGAUCAUACCGUUUGAUUGGCUGCGCUGGAUACUGAUUCUAGUUGCCAUGGUGAUCUCAGGCUCAGUCCUGGUCCUCACCUUCUGGCCCGUCGUCCGUGAUGACACCAAGGUGACAGCGGUGGCUACUGUGGUGACCAUAGUGGUUUUGCACACGCUGCUGGCAGUUGGCUGUAAGAUGUACUUCUUUCAUACAGCAGUGCACCUGCCAACACCUGUCCCUACGACUUCAGCUCUCCACAAUCACACAAUACUGGCCAAACCCUACUGACUAAUACUGAGGAGGAGCAGAGGGAUGAAGGCGGUCUUUUGUGUGGUAUUAACACACAGAUAGAAAACAGCUAGGCUGGAAGAGGCAAUGUUAAUUAUCCCCAUGGUGUGAUUUACUGUAUGCUUCACUGGUGAAGCGCUGGGAUGGGAGUGUGUGUGUGUAUCGUUUGUCUAAUUUAUCCUGGUGUUUCUGCUGUAACUGAAGGACCAGGUGUUCACUGAAAUAACUGUAUUUCUACUGUGACUGAUGUUUCCUGAUGGGGUGCAUUGACCAGACCUUCCUCGACUCUGUGACUUUCCCUCGUUUCAUCAAGUCCAAAAGGAAGCAGUAAGACUACUAAAGCUAAUACAUAAAACCAUGUUGCACCUACUCCCACCCCUUAUGACACAUCACAUGGACAGCCAGAUUUGUCGAGGUUAAAAUAAGUGAGUUCAUGUAGAUCCGUUUGUUAUUGGUUUCCUAAGUGAAGUCCAAUAAUCAAUAAGAAUGUUGUUGGCACUUUUGCUCCUCCUUCUAAGCCUACUGAAUCUAAAAUGCAUAUGUGAUGUGACCACAGUGGUCCAAAGGCACUGUAGUGUUUUCAUUUAUUUUCUUUAUCAGUUCUGUUUAGAAACUGGUGUCAGUGAUGACUAUAGCAACAUCUCAAAUAUGUGUGAAUGACUUACCUGGACCGAAAACCAAAACAAUAUUAAAUUUGCAAAUACAGACCUCAAAGAACAGACAUCAAA